Caenorhabditis elegans is the source of this 350-nucleotide messenger RNA. RefSeq names its product INSulin related (gene ins-28). The transcript is spliced from 3 exons. Bases 53 to 256 code for a protein of 67 amino acids. Gene Ontology annotation, cellular component: extracellular region. Lineage: Eukaryota; Metazoa; Nematoda; Chromadorea; Rhabditida; Rhabditidae. The record is from RefSeq and is marked reviewed. Gene Ontology annotation, biological process: signal transduction. Gene Ontology annotation, molecular function: hormone activity.
UCAUUCACUCAUUUGUUCUUCAAUUUUUCGAUUUUCGACUAAACUCUCCAAUAUGAUGCGCUCAUUCUUUGUGCUCUUGGCUCUGCUCGCAAUAGUCACCAGCACCGCUAGUCCCACUUGUGGCAGGGCUCUUCUACACCGGAUCCAGUCGGUUUGCGGUCUCUGUACCAUCGACGCUCACCACGAACUGAUUGCCAUUGCCUGCUCAAGGGGACUGGGCGAUAAGGAAAUCAUUGAAAUGUGCUGUCCAAUCUAAAUGUCUGAUUAUUUUUUACCAACUUGCCAAUCACUUACAUUUUUUCCAAACCUUCAGAAAUGUAUAAACCGUGUUAAUAAAAAAAAACUCGUUG